Chrysochloris asiatica (Cape golden mole) is the source of this 720-nucleotide messenger RNA. RefSeq names its product ADP-ribosyltransferase 5 (gene ART5). The transcript is spliced from 4 exons. Lineage: Eukaryota; Metazoa; Chordata; Mammalia; Afrosoricida; Chrysochloridae. Gene Ontology annotation, molecular function: NAD+-protein-arginine ADP-ribosyltransferase activity; NAD+ poly-ADP-ribosyltransferase activity. The record is from RefSeq and is a predicted model, not a curated record.
AUGUUGAUUGCUCUACUGAUUGCUUUCAGCUUCGUGGGCCUCCACACCCUCUGGCAGGCCCAGGCUGUUCCCAUUUUGCCCCUGGGACUGGCCCCAAACACCUUCGAUGAUGCCUAUGUGGGCUGUUCAGAGGAAAUGGAGGAGAAGGCUGUCCCCUUGCUGAAAGAAGAAAUGGGCCACCAUGCCCUGCUGCGGGAAUCCUGGGAGGCAGCCCAGGAGGCCUGGAAGCACAGGCGUCCAGGGCUCACCUUGCCCACUGGUUUCCAGACUCAGCAUGCAGUGGCCAUUAUGGUCUACACCAACUCAUCUAAUACCUUGUACUCGGAGCUGAAUCAGGCUGUGCGGAUGGGCGGUGGCUCCCGGGAGCUCUACAUGAAGCACUUCCGCUUCAAGGCCCUCCAUUUCUACCUGACCAGGGCUCUGCAGCUGCUGCGGGAUAAUAGGGGCUGCAGCAGGGAAUCUGGGGAGGUGGUGUUUCGAGGUGUAGGUAGUCUUCGUUUUGAACCCAAGAGGCUGGGGGACUCAGUCCGCAUGGGCCAGUUUGCCUCCAGUUCCCUGGAUGAGGCAGUGGCCCGCAGAUUUGGGGAGAAGAGACAGGACUGUGUGUUGGCACCAAGUGGGCAGCCAGACUCACCUUCCAAGUAGGCAAUCUCUCUUCUCUCCAGGAAGACCAUGCUUUUGGCCCCUGGGGGUUUCCGGUUCUCAGGAGAUGGGCCCUGA